Molecule: messenger RNA, 1742 nt
Organism: Pseudoliparis swirei
Lineage: Eukaryota; Metazoa; Chordata; Actinopteri; Perciformes; Liparidae
Gene: tmem218
Product: transmembrane protein 218
Exons: 3
Coding region: 270-617 (115 amino acids)
Source: RefSeq, a predicted model, not a curated record
ACAGUCAUUCUUAGAGAGGGGGUGGGUGUCUCGAACAUCGGUACAUUCGUCAAGAAGCAGGUCGUCCUCAGUUUAGCAGAGCUAGCAGACUGCUACCUAACGUGCACUGUAACACUACGAUGGAAGUUACAGUGAGCUAAUGUAGCUAACGUUAGCUUUGCUUAUAGCUACAGCGUUGCCUCGUUAACGCUGUGUGGUAAAGUCCUGCUUGACCGAGUUCACUGAUUAGCUGCUGUGUGUCGGGUUAACUUACGUUAGUUGCCGUGAACAUGGCAAGUGCCGUUUUGGACGUCGGCACGGGCGUGUUCGUGAUCGCCAUCGUUUGGAUUCUAUUACUUGUGUUUGGGAUGAUGCUGCUGAGAGCAUCUGGGUCUGCGAAGUUAGGCAUCAUCCCCAUAUUCUUACUGGCUCUCACCAUCACUUUGGUGCUGGUGUUUUUCCCACGCAGCCCAGAGACAGCGGCCCCUUUCAAAGAGACGGAGAUAGUGGACACGUUGUUCAUCGGGCGCUACGUGCUGCUGGCGGUGGUGAGCACCGUCUUUCUGCUGGUGGUCUUCAUGCUGAUCCCCUUUCAUUUCCUGGAGCCUGUGUAUGCCAAGGCCUUAAGAACGCAGUAGAGCUGCCAGGGUCAGAGCUGGCACGGGGAUCACAUCGCUGAUGUACACAACUUUAGACAAGCGGGGCACGAUGAGAGCCCCCCCCCCCCCCUUCAUGUGGAAAGGGACUACAGAAUGCAUCCCAAACAGAGACAGAGGGGGAAACAGUGUUUUCUUUCUUCAUCGCCAACUGUUUAUGUUCACCCAGCAGAGAAGAGGACUCCAUCAGUACCCAGGUUGUUUUAUUGUAUCCUUCAGUACACAAGAUGAAGAAAAACUGUUUUUUUUACUAUUUAUACUAAUACGGAAACACUCCCUUCACAUAUGAGAGAAAAACAAUCUGACUGGAUUUUGUCAAAUUCUGGUUUCAGUGCACCUAGAAAAUGUUUAGUAAAACUCUAAAUGCAUCUUAUUUACAGGAGAUUGCAUUUUUGUCUUUUCAUUUGUGUCUUUAUUGUUAAUAAAGUGAAUCGUUUUUCAUUACAAAUUUAUAUUGUAAAACUUUUCAGCUAAUUUGCAUAAUUCCAAUAAAAUUAAAUUCAGUUAUUUCAUAUAGCCCAAUAUCAUAAAUUAUUAAUUUACCUCAGGGCUUUACAAUCUGUACACAUACGACGUCCUGUCCCAGGACCUCACAUCGGAAAAUGCGUUACUUUACCUUCAUGAUCUAAAUCAUGGAUUUAAAUAAAAACAUAUAUGUUUAUCUAUUUUUAUUUUUUAUAUGAAAGACAUAUCAUUUGAAUACUAUUAAGUGACAGAAAAUAACAUCACAUUAUUUCUAUUCAGUGUUUUAUUAAUAUGUGUAUGUGAUGAAAUGAUGGAUGCUACUCUUGUUAGUUGAUAAUGAGAUACUUUGGAUUCCCAGAUUUUUCUGUGCUGAAAUGGUGUAAAUUCAAAUUUUGCAAUUGGUGUCAACAAAUAUUAUCAAAAGAGUUUCAUCACACUCAGUUGUCAAACAAUCAGCUGGCACUGGAGGGGGUUGUUAGUCUGACAUUGUCGUGCAAACAAGAAGACAUCUUUAGAGUAACGCCAGGGAAAGUGUUCCAAGUUCUGAUUUUCACUUAUAAUCUCAUCUUUGUCUUCUAUCUUGAAAAUAUAUUUUCAUAUAAAACAUGAAUAUUGUCUACAAAUACACUCAACUAAUCAAUA